Molecule: messenger RNA, 1560 nt
Organism: Arvicanthis niloticus (Nile rat)
Lineage: Eukaryota; Metazoa; Chordata; Mammalia; Rodentia; Muridae
Product: schlafen family member 1-like
Source: RefSeq, a predicted model, not a curated record
AUGAACAUCACCGUUGAAAGCACCCAUCCUGAGAUGCUUCUAAAUGCAGGAGAAAUCACACUUGGGACAGAAAGUAGGAAGAACAUGGAGAAUCAUGUCAGGGUAGAAGAGAACAGGAACGUCUCAAAAGCUCUAUGUGCUCUGAUGAAUUCUGGAGAGGGAAAGGUCAAGGUUCAAAGUAAAAACCGAGACUAUCUUCACUCCGAACAUGGAUUAGGAGAUGACUUGGAAACCUCCUUUAAGAGCAUUUUGCCAACUACACUCCCAGACUUCAAGCAAGUUCAAUCCGACUUAUUCAUCAGUGUAAAGUCACAGAGUCCAGAUACCUCUGUUGAGAAGCCUGCCACCAUUGCAACCAAUUUGUACAUGAGAAAUGGGGCGUCUUCAGUUGAAAUGAACUUUUAUGCUGCUAAGGAGUUCUUAGAAACAACGAAGGGUGCAGGAGGAAGGUCACCUUCAGCAAGGCCUUCAGAAAGGCCUGGUGAUGAGACGCAGGAAGAAGUCCAUGUGCAGAAGUUGGCUGAUGCUUUUUUUAAACAGUCAAAACUUACAAAAAUGGGAAAGUUCUCUUUUAGUGAAUCCAAAAAUGUUGAAUAUAAAUCCUUUGAAACAAAAAAGUUGCUGCAGCGAGUUAAAGAGAUUCUCCCUCGAACUGUUUCUGCCUUUGCCAACACUGAUGGGGGGUAUUUGUUUAUUGGUUUGGAUGAAAAAAACAAGCAGAUAGUUGGUUUUGAAGCAAAGAAUUGCCAGCCUAAGCGGUUAGAGAGUGAAAUAGAAAAGUGCAUCCAACAGCUGCCUGUCACUCACUUCUGUGAGGAGAAGGAGAAGAUCAAGUACACAUGCAAAUUCAUGGAAGUCCAUGAAUCCGGAGCUCUGUGUUCAUAUGUGUGUGCGCUCAGAGUGGAGAGAUUCUGCUGUGCAGUGUUCGCUGCACAUCCUGAAUCCUGGCACGUGGAAAAAGGUUGUGUGAAAAGGUUUACCGCAGAGGAAUGGGUUAAGCUCCGGAUGGCUUAGCCAGGUCAGGAAGGGGAAUUGGCAAUUAGAAUACAUUUAGCUAGGGAAGUUGGAAGGGUUUCUCUUGGAUUUGAGACAAAAUCAUUAGUCUUGAUUAUUCAGUUACUGAUCCUUGAUGUCUGGACUGCAUCUGUAACCUACCCAGGAGUCCACAUCCCUCUCUCCCUGGUUUUACCUCAAUUCCCUAACUCACUUGUAAAGAAAGCGCCUCCCAACAUCUCCCCCGUUGAGCUCCAUUUCAGGAGCUAGCAUGUCUUCCAGGAAUCCCCAAUUCAGUUUUCACUCCUACCCUUUCCCGUGUUCCUUUCUCCCUAACCUUCUCUCCUCUCAGUCACACUGUUAGACAAUGCUCGGCCCUGUGGUUUAUGAUGUGGAAAGUGCUGCACUGCUAUGUCCUUGCAAGAGGAAAGUCUCAGAAGCGGCCAGACCAGCACCAGCACCAGUACCAGUUCCCAGAACCAGCUGGGAACUCUGCCAAGUUCCCAGCAGCUGCUUCUGUCUCCCCCCAAGCUCACUGCUGCUUCAUGAGCCCCCUCCAACCUCUUG